This is a messenger RNA of Laccaria bicolor S238N-H82, 1834 nucleotides long. RefSeq lists its product as uncharacterized. Gene Ontology annotation, cellular component: Slx1-Slx4 complex; nucleus. Gene Ontology annotation, biological process: DNA repair; DNA replication. The transcript is spliced from 6 exons. NCBI's taxonomy places the organism in Eukaryota, Fungi, Basidiomycota, Agaricomycetes, Agaricales, Hydnangiaceae. The coding region runs from base 164 to 1834 and encodes 556 amino acids. The record is from RefSeq and is a predicted model, not a curated record.
CACCAUCUCAUCACUUCCCCUCAACUUUCCUUUAGUUCUGGCACACGUCGCUCUUUGGGGCCUGAAUGCUUUUUGCAAGAAAAUUAUAUUUUCUCAAUAUCGGCUCACAACAUUCAGGUUGUUCUCUGACGGUUUUCAACAUUCGAAUUGUCUUUUGAACACCAUGAUCAAACCACGGUUGGAUUUCUCAGACGAAAUUAUAGAUGACUCGGAGCCAGAGAGGAUAGAACAUCGACGUGCACAGGAUAGCCAGCGUACCCACCCUACUGACCAAAUGGGAGGCGAACGAUACCAGAAAAUUAUUGAUGUCAUCGAAAUUACUGAUGAUGAAAGGCUUGAUAACGUACCACACCCCAAGUCGAUUGAAGGUGCCGCGGUCACCCUCACCUCGAGUGAGUCAGACGGAGCGAUGGACAUUGCAACAUCGACUUCACUUAGGCUACCUGAAGUAGAAAUCGAUACACUAAAUGUGGCUAAUUCAGCUUUGCCGGCUGAGCGACACCAGACAUUUUCUUCAAGCUCUCCUCAACGUACACGACAAAAACAGCAUAUCGACGAAGACGAGACAAUCCUCACCAAACUUGACCUCGCACGUUUUGCCCACAAAGUCACGAAUGAUACGUCAAGGUUUAGACCGCCUGCACCCCCAACUGGUACAAAACAAAGAAGUAGGGCGAAAGCCUAUCAAUUAGCACCCGAUUUCUCUGACGCGUACCUGGCAAGAAUGGCCAAAUGUGUGUGCUGCGACAUUCCAUGGCGAACAUCCAAGACAGCUGCGGUGAAAAUGCGCCAUGUCUUAAGUUGCGCAAAACAGCAUGGAAUUGACGACAACACCCUUGAAUCUGCAAUUCGCAACGAGAUUGAGCGAUUGUCUGUUGAUGUUUUGAAAGGGGAUGGCCCACAAAAGGUGCUGCCCUCGAGUGAGGCUCAGAAGACACUGUUCGAGGAUUUGGUCACUUCUACAGUCUCAAAGAAGAAAACAAGGCCUCAAGCUACCAGAUCGUCGGUAACGAUUGCUUCCCUUACUCGGAAGGCAACACUGGACCGAGCCCGCGUUGUUUUGGAACAACGAAGUUCAACCUUGGCCGGUCCUUACCUCGACCACAACAUCAAUAUGCAGUCCGCAUUACACCAUGAUGACGAGUUCUCGCCAGGAACACAAAAAUUCGCUCCGUCCAAGCUUGGUGCAACACGGCGCGGAACGCAGCUUUUGCCUUCAACUUCAAGCUAUCCCGACAAACAUGAUGCCUUUCUUGAAUCUAGUCACAAUCCCUCUUGCAAAAACGCUUCAACCAAAGCCGUAAACGGUCGUUGUCUCCGAGCAGGGAUCGAGAAUCCUCCCGAAAAGGCCCCCCUUCACACUGGGUCUGAACGGACAAUUCCAUCACUUCAGAUAGCUCAGCUUGCCAAAGUCAUUCCCAUUUCACCCGAAAUAUAUCCACUUGAUAGAUUCUAUGGUUUCGAUGAUGUUUGUCUACAUCGUGACCUGGGAAUUCGUGAUCUAUGUCCUGUGCCGUCUAAGCACACCGAACCUGUCACUUUGGAUGUAAAACCCUCUAAGCUCAAUGUUUCGCGGACCCCAAGAGGCAGGAAGAAAACGGUGCCGAACCCCAGAGAUGCAUUUGAUGAAGAGGAAAUAAUGAUUAGGAUCAUGUGUGAUCAGCAACUCUACCUACGUAUACUUCGCUAUGAGCCGAUUCACUUCAACGUUUUCUUGAAGCUCCUAACACCUGAUGUUGUCAUCGUCAGUGGUAAAAUCAAACUGCAGUUGCGCGCUUUUCUCGAUGGGCAGGCAAUCAACUUCUAUGGUGCAGACCGUACAAGUAAAGUUUAG